CAUAGCGCAAAACCCCCAACCCCACCUGCGCAUCCUCCCCGUCCCCGUCGCAAUCGCAACUCCCCCCGCCGGCGCACGCUACCUAGGUCACGCCACGCCACCUCUCCCCCCGGCUCCGACGAUGUCGGCGCCCUCCGAUGCCGCAGCGGCAGUAGCCGCGCCCGCGCCCACGACGACCGCCGCCGCCUCCUCCAGCGGCGGCUUCACCUUCAAGCUCCACCCGCUCGUCAUCGUGAACGUCUCCGACCACCACACCCGCGUCAAGGCCCAGGCCGCCUGCUCCGGGGACAGCUCCUCCUCCUCGUCUGCGGCGGGGUCCGGGCAGCCGCCGAGGGUGUUCGGGUGCGUGAUCGGGGUGCAGCGCGGGCGGACCGUGGAGAUCUUCAACAGCUUCGAGCUCGUGCUCGACCCCGUCUCCGGCACCCUCGACCGCGCCUUCCUCGAGAAGAAGCAGGAGCUCUAUAAGAAGGUGUUCCCCGACUUUUACGUGCUUGGUUGGUACUCCACUGGAAGUGAUGUGCACGAGACCGACAUGCAAAUCCACAAAGCCUUGAUGGAUGUUAACGAAAGCCCUGUUUAUCUUCUAUUAAAUCCUACAAUCAACCUCUCCCAGAAGGAUCUCCCUGUGACUAUCUAUGAGAGUGAGUUGCAUGUCAUCGAUGGGAGUCCUCAGCUCAUUUUUGUAAGAUCCAAUUAUACAAUUGAGACUGUAGAGGCUGAGAGGAUAUCUGUCGACCAUGUUGCCCAUCUCAAACCUUCUGAUGGUGGCUCAGCAGCAACUCAGUUGGCUGCUCAUCUUACAGGAAUACACAGUGCCAUCAAGAUGCUCAAUAGCAGGGUCCGUGUUAUCCAUCAGUAUCUUGUUGCCAUGCAAAAAGGUGACAUUCCAGUGGAUAAUUCACUGCUUAGGCAAGUCUCAAGCCUCGUAAGAAGGCUACCAGCUAUGGAGUCACAGAAAUUCCAAGAUGACUUCUUAAUGGAAUACAACGACACUCUCCUCAUGACUUACUUGGCAAUGUUCACUAACUGUUCAAGCACAAUGAACGAGUUGGUCGAGAAGAUCAACACAAGCUAUGAAAGACCGACUGCCAGGAGAGGAGGCCGAGGUGCUUUCAUGUAGCUCACCUGCCGUGAUCCUGCUGCUGCUUUCAUCUGUGGAGAUUUUUGGAAAUAGCUUAUGUUCCUGAGGCAUUUUUUUGGCAUGCAAUCUAUUAUGCGCAAUCGUCUAUACGGCAGCUCUGAGUCACUUAAAACUUUCUAGGCAAAAAAUGAUGAUUUGCUCGAACUGUAUCACAUCCCACUUGUGCUGAAGUUGAUCUGUAAAGUUUCUCUCCCUAGUUAUUCUAUUUGACUGGCAAAUGGAUAUUGAUCCUGGUUUGCGUCA
Molecule: messenger RNA, 1384 nt
Organism: Sorghum bicolor (sorghum)
Lineage: Eukaryota; Viridiplantae; Streptophyta; Magnoliopsida; Poales; Poaceae
Product: COP9 signalosome complex subunit 6a
Exons: 9
Coding region: 122-1120 (332 amino acids)
Biological process (GO): protein deneddylation
Cellular component (GO): COP9 signalosome
Molecular function (GO): metallopeptidase activity; protein binding
Source: RefSeq, a predicted model, not a curated record